Schistosoma turkestanicum is the source of this 1941-nucleotide messenger RNA. NCBI's taxonomy places the organism in Eukaryota, Metazoa, Platyhelminthes, Trematoda, Strigeidida, Schistosomatidae. The record is from the annotation of a GenBank genome assembly.
AUGAGUACUGUCACUCUGAGAUGGAUUGGUGAUUUGGAUCAAGACAAACGGGAACAAGCUGGGUGCGUCAGUUCUUCAAGUGACCAAUAUCGUCCUAAAAAAAUAGAACUGAAACCUGGUCAGAAAGAAAUCCGCAUUGGACGUAUAAACACUAAAAUUCCCCCUGACUAUCCGAUCGAAAGCUGCAUUAACAGCCGGAUGAUAUCAAGAAAUCACGCAACUAUAGAACGCUCAGCGAAGGGAGGCUCAAUUCUUUAUGAUCAUAGUAUGAAUGGCACGUAUGUCAACUACACAAGAGUGAUGGGUGGAGUAACGCUAAAACAUGGGGAUAUUGUGUGUUUCGGCCACUUGAAUGGAGCAAAUCUCAAACCUGGGGAACCAGUGGCCCUCUUUUAUUCCGACUUGAAGUAUCGGGUGGAGCUAAGCGAUUCUCCAAGUAAGGAAAAUGUUGUAACUGGAACAACCAAAAAGCGCAAGUCUUAUCCUGCUCAGCCAGGUUCAACAGUGUCCUCUACUCAACGUUCUGAUGGUGAAGACGAUUCUAUUGGAUCCAGUGAUGAUGAGUCCACUGAUGCCAAACGGCCUAGAAGUAAUACUACUUCAAGUGCACCACGCACAGCUAACCGACAAAAAUUCAAGAAGCCUGUUAGCUCAAAUCGUCACAAAGUAGAUGAAGAGGAUGAUGGAGACAGCAAUGAAGAUCCAGAUGAAAAUUCGAGCAACAAACGAUUAAGUUCUGCAGGCUCCAAGACUAUCAAGAAACGUUCAAAUGGUACGGAUAAAGUUAAAAAAUCCCAUUCUAAUUCUGUUUCACGUAAGUCUAGUGGCGCAAAACCUGGUCAUAUUCAUAAUAAAGAAAAACGCCGUUCCGGAAAAUCUAGCAAGUCUGGAGGUUUUGAUGCAGAAGACGAUGCCGGUGGUGGUGAUAUGUUUCAUUAUGACAGUGAAGAGUGUUCUGCUAGACCAUGCAAGCAGCCUCAAGAUAUAGCAAUAGAUUGGAUUCAGUGUGAUCGUUGUACUCUAUGGUAUCAUCAAGAUGUUAUAGAGUCUUAUUUGGAGUUGAAAUUACACUCUCUUCGAUUAUCCGAUCAAAAAUUAAUAAAUGCACAACAUACCGUGAAGAAUCUGGCAUCAACAACAUCUUUGCAAUCACCUGAUGAUUAUGUGGAUUUGUCCAAUAAUAUAUCACAAUUAAAUGUCAUUUCCACACCAUUACCUUCUUCAAUAUUCUAUGAACCGUGGCAUUCUAUAUGGAAAUUUAUUAAAAUGAAUCCAAUCUGUGGAUUAAACGGCAAAGCUUUACCAUCGAAAUCUAUAUUAUUUAUGGAUCUCAAAUAUAUUCCACCAAUUCAUCCUCUCUCAAAGACUGAUGAUACAAAUCUUUCCUCUUCUAAUGAUUUGGAUUUCUGCUAUGAAGCUCUAUUGUUUAUGACACAAGCUUAUGAGAUUGUUGUUCAGGUGAUAUUAUAUAAAGAUUCAAAAACAGAAAAUGGCAAGUUCAUGUGUAGUUGUGAUCCAUACUUGAAUUUACCUAGUCAUUUUGAUAUCAAUGAAUUGACAUCAAUGGUGGACUUUGUGAAACAACAUAUUUGGUCAUCCAUACACAAACAAUAUGCAAUUGAUGACUGAAUUUCUGUAUAAUACAUAUCUGAAAAGAUUUUAUAUUCUGUUUCUCAAAUGUUACUAUUGUACAGAUUACCUGUAUUAUUUUAUUUUUACUGAGAUAAUUGAUUUAUAUUUCAAUGUUCUCUUAACGAAUAAACAUGUAUAUAAUAUUAGGAUUAUGAACUUUAUUGCUGUCUAAUAGACAAUCAUACAGACGACAUUUACAAAGUGAAAUGAUCCUUAUUCAGAUUUUUGAACUGUAGUCUUAGUUUUGUUAUCUGUUGAAAUAUCCUAACUAUCAAAAAUAGACAAAACUUUUUUUGGGGUGUUUUUGUG